CCGCGUGGAAAAUCCCCGUGGAUCCCCCGCCAGGGCACAUGGCCCGGUUCCUUCAAUACGAGUUAAAAAAGAGAAAGCAGCCUGACCGUGCCACGCCCUCCUCCCUGUUUGAAUUCCUUUGCUGUUUCCCCCUGGCUUCCCCUUCCUUCCGGUUUAAGGCGACACGUGAGUUCCAAGUCCCGUCUGAUCCGGCCACGGCCACGGCCCACCUCGCCGGCUCCGCUCCUCACUAGCCACCUGGCCUUCCGCCGUCCGGCACGUGUGCCCGCGUCCAUCCUGCCGCAGGGCCUUUGCACGCACUGCCUUCCUCCAUCAGGGCCAGAGCCCUGAGGGGCCAACUCGCUCGUCAGCUCCCAGCUCAAGUGUGAGCCGCCCGCCAGCCCACCUCGUCUCGCUCUCCUGUCACCGGCUCUCAGAGGUCGACAUGCCUUCCCUUCAAGCCACUGGCUCCGCUCCACUCACCACUGUGGCCUCAGAGAGUCAUUAUUUGACAGCCGAGGGUGACCUCACAAUCCCCCUCCAGGCCUCCCACCCUUCAGGCCUUCAGGCCACUAUGCCAGCUGCCAGGCCCUAACUCUGCCCUCUCUGUUCACACCUGGAGGCAGACCCACCUCCGGAGCCACCCAGGCCCGCCGCCAGGGACAGAGGGCUCCCCAGGGUGAGCCUGUGCCACCUUCUGCCCCGAUGCAGAAACCCGGCCCCAUCAUGCCGGACAAGCCGGCGGACCGCAAGGACUCCAUGCCCAUGGAGAGGAAGUCCAUGUGGAGGACGGCCGACGAGAGGCGCAUGUCCGACCUCACGCGGGUGAUGGAGUGGCUGGAGCGGAGGCAGGUGAAGAAGCUGUCGCUGGUGCAGCCGCCGCCACAGCCACAGCCACAGCCACAGCCACAGCCGCAGGCCCAGCCGCCGCCUCCGCCCAAGAAACGCACCAAGGGACCCUGGGUGCCCCGGAAAGCAGCUGGGAAGAAAGUCAAAGUCACCUUGAAAACCGAGAGAGAGAAAAGCCGCCAAGUGACAUUCUCUGAGCAGGGCAAGCCGGGGGGCCGGCGGGACGCGGACCCGGCCACCUUCCGCAGGCUGUACGGGGCAGACCAGAAGGGGAAGCGCCAGAGCGUUGUCCCCGGGAACUACAGCAAGGACAGCACCGGCAAAUCGGUUUCAGAGCUGGAGAUGAAGGACUCGGCCGCCACGGAGUCCACCCCGAGGAUGAUGUCCUUCCAUCACCAGAGCAUGACGGACUCCAUGCUGCAGGACUCCAUCUUCGGGGCGCGCAAGUCCACGCUCCUGAGGGACUGGGUGGGCAAGCUGCCCGACGCGGCCUGCGAGCGCCGGCUGAAGAACCUCAUGGAGAAGGGCGCGGAGCCCAAGGUGGAGGCGGUGAGGGCCCUGAAGCCCGAGGAGGUGCUGAGCUGCCGGUACCUGAGGCUCUCCAAGAACAACAUCCGGACGCUGCUCAAGCUGUGCACGGACGCCGGGCUGGUGGUGGACAUCCACCCCCACAUGGUGGAAGCGGAGAUAGACGCCAAGAAGGUGUUCGCCCCGUACCCCACCGUGUCCCUCUAAGCCGCCCCUCCCGCCGCGCCCCCGCCCCCGGGCUGGCUCUGCCCUGGGCCCUUAGGACCGUGUGACCUGCAAACAAGCCUCAGCUGCAUGGACGGCGGUGCCCGGCAGCCUUUGUCCUCCUCCGACUCAGAACCGGCCAGCAGCCGCGGGGCUCGCUCCCCCCGCCCUCCUCACGCAGGCUGCUGG
Myotis daubentonii (Daubenton's bat) is the source of this 1749-nucleotide messenger RNA. It is a transcript of the gene C15H16orf78, whose product is annotated as chromosome 15 C16orf78 homolog. NCBI's taxonomy places the organism in Eukaryota, Metazoa, Chordata, Mammalia, Chiroptera, Vespertilionidae. The transcript is spliced from 5 exons. The record is from RefSeq and is a predicted model, not a curated record. Bases 685 to 1563 code for a protein of 292 amino acids.